Messenger RNA from Musa acuminata AAA Group (dessert banana), 780 nucleotides. Its product is annotated as photosystem I reaction center subunit N, chloroplastic. The coding region runs from base 164 to 685 and encodes 173 amino acids. Gene Ontology annotation, biological process: photosynthesis. Lineage: Eukaryota; Viridiplantae; Streptophyta; Magnoliopsida; Zingiberales; Musaceae. The transcript is spliced from 3 exons. Gene Ontology annotation, cellular component: chloroplast photosystem I. The record is from RefSeq and is a predicted model, not a curated record.
AAUAGGGCGCGAGGCAAUCUCACCUUAUCCACACUCCCACCACAAUCCCCUCUUCCCUCCCAUCUCCUCCUCCUACGCUCACCCGCCGCACCGACUCGGGCACACACCCUUAAAGCCACCGCCGCUUCCAUCUCCUACGGUAGUUGCAUCCCGACGAGCAGAGAUGGCAGCCAUCAACUCCAGCGUGCUGGCGUGCAACUAUGCGCUCUCCGGCGCGUCUGAUUCGAGCUCGAAGCUCAUCUUCGCGCCGUCUUCGCGAGCGCAGGCUUCGGCUUCAUCCCCCAAGAUGCCGGUGAUCAGAGCCCAGCAUGCUCGUGCAGGCGAACGAGAGGAAGCGACGAGGGAGGGAAGGAGAGCUGCACUUGUUGGCCUCGCUGCUGCCCUCUUCGCUACGGCGGCUGCCACCUCACCGGCCGAUGCUGGCAUCAUCGAGGAGUACCUCGAGAAGAGCAAAGCUAAUAAGGAGCUCAAUGACAAGAAGAGGUUGGCUACUAGCGGUGCAAAUUUUGCACGCGCAUACACAGUGGAGUUCGGCACAUGCAAGUUCCCUGAGAACUUCACUGGUUGCCAAGACUUGGCAAAGCAAAAGAAAGUGCCCUUUCUCAGUGAUGAUCUGGAGAUCGAGUGUGAAGGCAAGGACAAGUUCAAGUGUGGAUCCAAUGUCUUCUGGAAAUGGUCAAAAUAGAAGAAAAAGUGCAUGUAAUCCUCGCUCUAUGUACCUUAAUGACUCUCUGAACAAUUUAUUUUUAUUGUAUCUCAUCAAUCUCUGUCCGUUCUCUC